AUGUCUGCUCCAGCUACCAAGUUCAAGGUCGCAGACCUCAGUCUUGCGGCUUUCGGUCGCAAGGAGAUUGAGCUCGCCGAGAAUGAGAUGCCCGGUUUGAUGGCUACCCGCGAGAAGUACGCUGGCGACCAACCCCUCAAGGGUGCCCGUAUCGCUGGAUGUCUGCAUAUGACCAUUCAAACCGCUGUCUUGAUCGAGACUCUCACAUUCCUCGGGGCUGAAGUUACUUGGUCUUCCUGCAACAUCUUCUCCACCCAAGACCACGCUGCUGCUGCCAUUGCCGCCGCUGGUGUUCCAGUCUUCGCCUGGAAGGGAGAGACCGAGGAGGAGUACGAGUGGUGUCUCGAGCAACAACUCGUCGCCUUCAAGGAUGGCAAGUCCCUCAACCUGAUCCUCGAUGACGGUGGAGAUCUUACCGCUCUCGUCCACAAGAAGUACCCAGAGAUGCUCAAGGGCUGCUUCGGAGUCUCUGAAGAGACCACCACCGGUGUUCACCACUUGUACAAGAUGUUGAAGAACAAGGCUCUCCUUGUCCCAGCCGUCAACGUCAACGAUUCCGUCACGAAGUCCAAGUUUGACAACUUGUACGGCUGCCGUGAGUCAUUGAUCGAUGGUAUUAAGCGUGCCACCGAUGUCAUGAUUGCUGGUAAAAUUGCGGUUGUUGCCGGAUUCGGUGAUGUCGGAAAGGGUUGCGCUAUGGCGCUCCACGGAAUGGGUGCUCGUGUCCUCGUCACGGAGGUCGACCCCAUCAACGCUCUCCAGGCCGCUGUCUCUGGUUUCCAGGUCACCACCAUGGAGAAGGCUGCCAGCCAAGGUCAAAUCUUCGUUACCACCACCGGAUGCAGAGAUAUCUUGACCGGAGAGCACUUCGAGGCUAUGCCCAACGAUGCCAUCGUUUGCAACAUUGGCCAUUUCGACAUUGAGAUCGACGUUGCUUGGUUGAAGAAGAACGCCGCCAGUGUUCAAAACAUCAAGCCCCAGGUCGAUCGAUACCUCAUGAAGAGCGGCCGCCAUAUCAUCCUUCUCGCCGAGGGACGUCUCGUCAACUUGGGAUGUGCCACCGGCCACUCUUCCUUCGUCAUGUCCUGCUCCUUCACCAACCAAGUGCUUGCCCAAAUCAUGUUGUACAAGUGCGAGGACGCUGCUUUUGGACAGAAGUACGUCGAGUUCGGCAAGACCCAAAAGCUCGAGGUUGGCGUCUACGUCCUCCCCAAGAUCUUGGACGAGACCGUUGCCAAGCUCCACUUGGCGCACGUCAACGCCGAGCUCUCCAAGCUGAGCUCCGUCCAAGCCGAGUAUCUUGGUCUGGAGGUUGAGGGUCCCUUCAAGACUGACACGUACCGAUACUAG
Drepanopeziza brunnea f. sp. 'multigermtubi' MB_m1 is the source of this 1350-nucleotide messenger RNA. RefSeq lists its product as uncharacterized. Lineage: Eukaryota; Fungi; Ascomycota; Leotiomycetes; Helotiales; Drepanopezizaceae. Gene Ontology annotation, cellular component: cytosol. The record is from RefSeq and is a predicted model, not a curated record. Gene Ontology annotation, biological process: L-methionine cycle. Gene Ontology annotation, molecular function: adenosylhomocysteinase activity.